AUGCCUCUCACGCUUCUUACCCUAUUAGACCCUAGUCAACCAAUUUUCUACACGGGAAUCUUUGACCAUCUAAACGUGAUGGAUACCAUCAGUCUACUCUCAACAUGCCGUCAAACCAUGGCACUCAAGAGACACAUUUUCAACGUCAACGCGUUGUUACGACCAUUCUUCAAGGAUCCUGUCCAAUUCCGUCAGAUCAUGGCCGACAAUGAUUUGAUUGUUGGAGGUAGUGUGGCUCUUCGGCUUUUCAGUCGCGAACACUGGGCUUCAAAUGAUCUUGAUGUCUAUACCGAGUCUCACGAAGCAGUACCAAUUGUCGCUGCGUUUCUUGAGAAAAAAGGAUACCGCUUUGAACCUUACUUCUGGCAAACAGAAAGCCUCAGCGAAUCACUCAGCAGAAGGAAUAGGGUUAGGCCAGAUGUUAAUGGGACUUAUCAACUUAGUAACGCGCACAACUUUAUUGCUGGAGCUAGGGGAUCCCCCUAUGGGAUUGAGCAAAUCAAGGAUAUCUAUGCUUUUGUCAACAAAGGGACGAAAAAGAAAGUCGAGGUAGUCCUGACCAGGGGUAGCGUUUUAGAACUGAUCUUUUCAUACUACGCUACUUUUCUGAUGAACUUCUUCACUUAUCGUACUGCAUUCUCCCUUUUCCCAUGGCCGACUUUCCGAGACAAGACGGGCUUCUUCGUACCUCCACAAACGGGACUCAAGGAAAAGACGAUGAAGGGUGUUCGGAAGUAUCGCGAUAGAGGGUAUGAGAUCCAACUAGUAUGGGAUGUCCAUCAUACCCAAGUGAAUCAUUUGCGUAUUCGAACCGUUGGAGAUAGUGAUACAUGGUCUUUGCCUCUUGGCACGGAUGGGAUUAAGAUACCGUCUCGCGAAAGAAGGCUAUCGGGCAAAACGUUCAGCCUAAUCUUUCAAUGUGGCAUUUGGUCGGGUCAAACUUUCAGGUUUCGAUUUGCUAGAAUUCAUAAGCAAUCACUUGAGGAACAAUUGCGUGAGGCCGAUCGCCUAACGCUAGAGGUGCCUAAAUAUCGAAGAGUCGUUUAA
Orbilia oligospora ATCC 24927 is the source of this 1047-nucleotide messenger RNA. RefSeq lists its product as uncharacterized. NCBI's taxonomy places the organism in Eukaryota, Fungi, Ascomycota, Orbiliomycetes, Orbiliales, Orbiliaceae. The transcript is spliced from 2 exons. Bases 1 to 1047 code for a protein of 348 amino acids. The record is from RefSeq and is a predicted model, not a curated record.